This is a messenger RNA of Galdieria sulphuraria, 1544 nucleotides long. Its product is annotated as amino acid/polyamine/organocation permease, APC family. Gene Ontology annotation, biological process: transmembrane transport. The record is from RefSeq and is a predicted model, not a curated record. The transcript is spliced from 2 exons. The coding region runs from base 141 to 1523 and encodes 460 amino acids. Gene Ontology annotation, cellular component: membrane. Lineage: Eukaryota; Rhodophyta; Bangiophyceae; Galdieriales; Galdieriaceae. Gene Ontology annotation, molecular function: transmembrane transporter activity.
AUUUUUUACAAAACAUUUAAGAGUUUUAUGCAGAGUAGAUUGUUCAAUUCAUCACUUUUGGAGUAUUGAAAUGCAUUAACCCAAAACUUUGUCAGUUUUUUUGGGAAUAUGAAGGACAAGCCCUAGAACAGUUGGAGAAAAUGCUCAACCCCGAAGAUGACGACUGUAGUCGGCAAAAGUACGGUAGUUUUGAGAGUGUAAACUCACAGGAAUGGAAGGAGAGGGAAGCUAAAAACGAGUCACAGAGCAGUGGUUCCUUGUGUUCUAAACAGAAAAGCGCUUACCGACUAAGUAGAGAUAGGAGCAAUCUUGUACAGAAAUCAAUAGGUUAUAGUUUAGACGGCCUUGACUCAGACGGAACUACAGACGCAGCCCCUCCUAGAACUUUAGGUAUCUUUCAACUGGCAGGACUCAUGUAUUUAGUAACUGCCGGGGGCGGAUACGGAUUAGAACCAGUUGUACAAGCAGCAGGGCCUCUACCGGCUUUGAUUGGUUUACUUGUUGUUCCGUGGAUAUGGUCGGCACCCCAAGCUCUUAUGACGGCUGAGCUAUCAACCCUUUAUCCACGAGAUGGAGGUUUCGUUUUAUGGGUAGAAGAAGCUUUUGGCAACUUUUGGGGGUUUCAAGUGGGAUGGUGGAACUUUUUUGGUUCCCUGGUUGACAAUGCAUUGCUUCCUAGGCUUUUCAGUGAUUACUUGAAGAUAUUUUUAGGGGUAGAUCACCUUUCUUUGUGGCUUAGCUGGGGUGGCGGAAUAUUCUUGUUGUUGUUUUGUUUUAUUCUCAACUACAGAGGUCUAGAAAUUGUUGGUUGGGCUUCCAUCAUUUUCGUUGUCAUCGUUGCUAUUCCGUUUGCUAUUUUAACGCUCGUCGGGCUUCCGCAAUCAGAUCCCAAGGUUUGGUUACAAUGGCGAGGCCAUCGAGACACCAACUGGAGCUUAUUCUGGGCCACGUUGUUGUGGAAUCUAUGUGGGUUUGAUAGUGCGGGAACCUGUGCUGGAGAGGUGAAGAAUGCUUCACGUACUUAUCCAGCUGCAAUUUUGCUUUCUUGUGCAUUGGGAUUGGCGUCCUUUUUACUUCCUGUGGCAGCUUCUGUAACAUUUGCUCAAGAUUGGGACGAAUGGAAUGAUGCCUUUUGGCCUUUAGUUGCGAAUCGUGUAGUUGGAGGUACUUGGUGUGGUACUUUAAUUACCUUGGGUGGAUUAGCAAGUGCUGCUGGGAUGUUAAAUUCCUUGAUGGCAACCUCUUCUCGUGCUUUAUAUGGGAUGGCAACGACUCAAUUGUUACCACCGGAACUGGCAGUUUUGCAUCGCGUUUAUAAGACUCCUGUUCGAUGUAUCGCACUUGUCGCUGUUGGAACUGCAUUAUUUUCGUUGUUAAGCUUUGAGAAGUUGGUUGAAAUAGACUCUGUUCUGUAUUGUAUUAAGGAAAUGUUGGAAUUUUCGGCUCUUGUACGUUUAAGAUACAAGAGUUUGGCUAUGUUGCUGUUCCGGAAUAUCUUGUUGCGUACUUAUGAUUUGCCUUAGUGGUCUUGCCGCUUUUUUAUC